Molecule: messenger RNA, 7026 nt
Organism: Blastomyces gilchristii SLH14081
Lineage: Eukaryota; Fungi; Ascomycota; Eurotiomycetes; Onygenales; Ajellomycetaceae
Product: two-component system, unclassified family, response regulator
Exons: 7
Coding region: 3397-5316 (639 amino acids)
Biological process (GO): regulation of DNA-templated transcription; phosphorelay signal transduction system
Molecular function (GO): DNA-binding transcription factor activity; sequence-specific DNA binding; phosphorelay response regulator activity
Source: RefSeq, a predicted model, not a curated record
UGUCGUGCUUCUCAGAAGAAUUUUGACAGCUGCAGAGUUUGAUAGAUAACUACAUAGAUUCUCUUCUUCUCAGAUAAAACACUAGGUUGAUUUUUCUUUUCUUUUUCUUAACUGUUAGUUAGUAGUUGGAAUUUUCCCCAAAUAGAAUAUAAUGACAUGGCUCAUUCUGCAAGAAAGCAGUUUUAUUGCUAGUCUUUUAACUAAUGAGCAGACUGAUGAUGUGAUGAUGGCGAGAUAUUGCUGAGAUAAAGCAGCAGACACGCGCGAACCUCAGCCUAGUUUUACUCGUAUGAACAUAACUAAUCUGUAAACUACCUUGAUAAUUGCCUUGAACAGUUAUGCCAUCAUAACCCUCGUAUGACUGACGGGUUUGCUGCAGCCACUCUGACUUUCUGCAUGGAUAUAUCCCCGGACACCCCCAAAGCCCGCGUCUAUUCAGCCUCUACCAUCCCUGCAAAAUCCUCAACCCCCCCUCCCCCUCCCCCUCCCCCCUCCGUCUCCCUCCCCAGGUACGGAACAGCCGGAGCAGGGAAGAGUUUUCUUAUUGAUCAUAUUUUGUUUAAUUCUCCUGUUUCUUGGUUGUUUUUUCGGUUUUGCAUUCGCCUCGCCUUCUUUCAUCGUGCCGUGUUGCCGUUCGUUGCCUUUGCAUACGCACGAAAGCCCUGUCCCAGAUUAACGAAAAAGCAAAAUAUUGAUAUUAUUACCCGCGCGUGUUUGGUUGGUUACUUAUGAGAUUAUAGAAGCUUUGAGCAGAACACAAUACGAGAUAUCAUUUCUUUUUCCUUUUCUUUUUCUAAUUAAGCAACUGAUGAUCUACCCCCAAGCAAUUUAAAUGAUGAAUCAUGGAAGAAUCGAAGAAACAGAAACUGGGAAAAGCAUUUGUUUUCUUUUGCUUUUUCUUAUUGAUUUUUUUUUUCAUAUAUUAUCUUUUCUAUAUAUGUACAACGAUUUGAAAAAAUGAAUAACUAAACAAAUGAUGAUCAUGUUUCAUGAAACUUGCAUAGUAAGCUAGCUAUUCAGACACAACAUUACCUUGAUACUUCAUAUAUUAUCCAGUACAAGUAUAAGGUGUAGAGAAACAUCAUGGGGUAGCUCAACAGCUGAAAUAAAAGCCGGGUUUUUUUAAGUUUUGUGCUGGACAUCUUCUCUAAUAAUAUGCGCGGCUACUAUUUAUUUUAUUGCUGCUUAAGUUUUGGCUGGGGCUGUUUCCCCUCUUUUGUCCAAGUGAGUGAGAAGAACUUGUGUUCAUAUAAUAAUAAGCUGUGGAUGAUUUUCCGCUAUCAGCCCAAUCAGCCAUCUGGAGCUGAUGGUGGAUCAAAAAGAGCAGCAGGAAGAAACUUAUCUAUCAGACAGACAGAGUGGCUGAUAGAGCAACCUACAUGUACAUGUACUGUACAUGCACAUGUAUGUAUGUACAAAACAAACUUAAUACAGUUUAAACUGGGCGGCCAGGUGUGUAUAUAGACUUCACCCUAGUAUCUUUGGCAGGGCAGUUGAACAUAAUCUGAGAAAUUGAGCAUGAACAGUUGUUACAGCUAAGAAAGAGAUAAAAAGGGAAAAGAUAGAAUCAGUCACAUCUUGCUGGGCUAUUCCAUUACUCUUACCCUCACUAUGAUAAAUAAUAUUGUAUUCUGUACCUGAGUCAAAAAAUCUCACAGUGGGGAUAAAAGAUGAAAUGGUACUUGGGUGUGGCUGAACAGAGGCAAAAAUUUAAGAAGGUGAGGGCGUUUUGAGAAAGCAGCUUCUAAUAAUAAUCCGAAACCGUCUUCUGGAGGAGGGAAAGAGAAAGCAAGAUCUUGCUUGUAUCAUUUAUGUUCGGUAUUUUGAUUGAUUCUUUCCAUUCGUGAUUUCAUAUUUCAUCAGUUCCUAUUAACAGGAUUCAAGCGCUUGAAACAACAAUAAUAGUAAUUAAUAAUUCUCCUUCAUUCUCCUCUUCCUCAUUCUUCCUGUCGGUUUUAUUCUUUGGCUCUUAUUAUUUCUCUCUCCCUUAAGUUAUUCUUCUUCUUCUUGCUAUUGCAUUAGCUGACUAGUCAGACUAGUCCCAGUGCUAGUUUGCGUUCUCCAUAAUUCCGUUCGCCCCAUCCCCAUCCCCAUCCAUGCCCACCACACACAGUCGCUCUGGUCCAAGUGAAGUGGUCUGUCUGUCUGUCUGUGUGUCUGUCUGGUCUGACUGCCAGGCUGUUUCUGGCCCCUCGCCGGCUGCUCUCCACUGUUUCUGCAAUCCCCCGUCUAUCCCCACCACUUUUUUCACCUCUUUUACCACCUUAAAACAAGUGAUAAUAAUAAUAAUACAUAAAAAUAAUAAUCCCAUCCCAGCCAGUGAAGAGCUCUGAAGCAGCCUGUUGCUGCUCACCCUCGUCCCGUACCAUCGGCUCCCCAUCUCUCUCUCUGUGUCUGUGUUCCUCCUCUACAGCCAUCCUUGAGCCUUUCUACCUUCAGCCUUUCUACCUUCCCUUCCCCUCGUUCCUGUAUUGCUCCCCAAUGCCCGCCACCGCGAUCAGCCGCCUUUUCUCUCCUGUUUCUCGCCGUUGCACCACUACCAUCACCGCCACCGCUGCAACAGCCAUUAUCAAUCCCAUUCCCGUGCAUAGUUCUAUCCCAUUACUGCAGUCAACACAGCACCAGACCCAGAAUCCCCUCCCUUCACUCCCUUCGCUCCCGCUUCUCCUCGAGAUCGUCAGUUACCCGGCAAGGCUCCGAAACCCUCCAGCAACAGCAGUAGCAGUUUAUCGAUAGACAGUUAUCAAUCCAUCAAUCCACCUCCGCCCAUCUCCCCGCUCUCUCUCUCUUUCUCGCAUCCAGCUUGCCAGAUCGCCACCACCCUCUGACGCUGAUGGGGCUCUGGGUUCCGCGAGUCCUGGUCGCUGUCGGAAAAUACACGCUGCCUUCUCUAGUAACUCUCCAAUCAGCGUGUCCCGACUCACGGUUAAACCGCCGCUUCUUAGCUAUUAUUUAACAAAAAUUCAACCCCGAGCAAAACACCGAGUUUAGCCAAAAAAAAAUAAAGAAUAAUAAUAAUAAUAAUAAAAAUCCACCCCCAAAAAAGCAAACCAAGCCAACCCUCUCUUUCACUUCCUCUCUCAUCUUUCACACACUUUUGUCGCUCAACUUCUGACCAUCCUCACCACUUUACCUCUCCUCUCUUUCUCACCCUCGCCCUCCCACCUUUUCCUUACCUUCGUUUCGGACAAUUUAAUUCCUUGAGCUCUCUGGUGUUAUCGUCUUUUUUUUUUUUUUUUUUUUUUUUUUUUUUGAUUUUUGAUUUUCCUAGAUCUUCUAUUUUUGAUUUUUGCUAUAUUUUGUUUUCUUUUGUGCCGCCGACCUUAUCGCCUCGAAGGUCCAGAACCUCUCCAUUUUCAGCCGCCCCUCUCCUUAUCCCUCCGCAUCAUAGUAAACAUGGCCCUCGAGAGCAGCACCCCAACAGCUCCGGCUGCCCCUGCUGGCAAUUCCAGCGAUUUUGUUCGAAAACUCUACAAAAUGCUCGAAGAUCCGUCAUACUCACAAAUUGUGCGCUGGGGCGAUGACAAUGACAGCUUUGUCGUAUUAGAGUGCGAGAAAUUCACCAAGUCAAUCCUUCCAAAACACUUCAAACACAGCAACUUUGCCAGUUUCGUCCGACAGCUCAACAAGUACGACUUCCACAAAGUUCGCCAGAAUAAUGAAGAAUCUGGCCAAUCACCCUACGGGCCCAAUGCUUGGGAGUUCAAGCACCCGGAAUUCAAAGCCAAUAACAAGGAAUCGCUGGAUAAUAUUAGAAGGAAAGCACCAGCACCACGAAAACCAGCCCAGUCGAACGAUGAUUCAUUCCAUACCCAACAGUUUGACAUGCUUAAUCAGCAGCUUGUGGCUCAGGCACAACAGUUUCAACAAUUAAGCGAUCGUUUUUCACAAUUGGCUUUGGAAAAUCAAAUGAUGCAAACCGAAGUUCGAAGAGUGCAGAAAACGAUGUUAAGCCACGAGCAGGUUCUCCACUACAUGAUGAAUUACCUACAUGGUGUUGAUGCACGGCAUAGACGAGAAAACAGAACGCAAGUGUCAUUCCAGGGUACGAGCGGGCCAGACCUGAGCCCUUCCCAAGUUGCCCCGGUUGAAGACGACGCCGCCUCCCCCCUGCAGCAAGCCACCAAGAUUCUGAGCGAGCUGAGCAACGAAAUCCAAAUGAACUUGGGUAGUCUGGAGUCUAUGACUGACAUGCAAGCAACCCGGCUUCCAGGGGCUGCCCCUACGCCUCCUCUAGAUCAGAUCCAGCGGAAUGGAACGCUAAGACAUCCAACCUCGGCUGGCUCAAGCACGACACUGGGAUAUUCUAAACUCAAUGGCGAACUGGAGCAGAUGGUUUAUCCUGUCGGUGCGCCCAAUGGUAUCGAGCCACUAUAUAGCGAACAUGUCAACAACAUUCCGUAUUCCUUCCCUCCCAAAGAGCUCGAUCCUAACGACCCACGGCGGCAAUACGUGGAUGGACGCAAAAAAAGCAUGUACGUCAACCCAGGUUGGGUACAGCCUCCCCGCAUUCUCCUAGUUGAGGACGACCAGACGUGUCGACAAGUUGGGGGGAAAUUUUUGCUCUCGUUUUGUUGCACUGUUGAUUACGCGCUCGACGGCCUUGAAGCCGUUAAUAAAAUACAAGAAGGUUCUAAGUACGAUAUCAUAUUGAUGGAUAUCAUCAUGCCGAAUCUUGACGGGGUUUCCGCCUGCAGUGUAAUCAGGAGGGUUGACACUACACCAAUAAUCGCCAUGACAUCGAAUAUCCGCAGUAGUGACAUUGAGCUUUAUUUCCAACACGGCAUGAACGACGUUCUUCCAAAACCAUUUACACGGCAGAGCCUCCUCACCGUACUCGAAAGACACUUAAAUCACCUAAAAACAAUACCAAGCGCAAUAGAAGCGCCCCAAUCAGCCAUCGUCGCGCCCAUGGCCCAAACCUCCGCAGGGCAGUCUGUCAAGGACGAAAAUUCCCCAGGACCGUCACCAGCCGCGUCGAUGAAUAACUGGCAGUCCCCCGGUCAAUUCCAGGGCAUGUCACCCAUCACCCCCAAUGUCCCCGGUCAAUACAUGCAGCAGCAAACCCCAACCACAGCAGCAGCGGCAGCAGCAUAUGGACUCGACCAGAAUGGAGUUCAAUACCCACAUCCACAACCCCAAAUCGCCACGAUGAACCCUACAGCAGCCACGGCGGCAGCUCGCGUCCAACACCGUCGGCAGAUGUCGGACAUCGGUGGUGCAGCUGAUGGAAAUUCAUUUUCUAAACGACAAAAGAUGUUUACGCAUACCUCCCAAGCAGUUGUUAAUCCGAUGCAGACGAAUCGCAUACCCUAAAGAUCGCGUGUUUUACUUUUCACUUUUUUUAACCUCCGUCAUCGGUCAUAUCAUACCGCUGUCGAAUUCAUGUCGAUUUUUAUUAAUAAUGUCCCAGUGUGCAUCUCCUUGAAUCACGGUUGCUCUGUUCAUCCUCGUCCUCUACUCUUUCUUACCUACAUAUAUAUAUAUAUCACACAAUUAGUUUUUGUUUCCUCUCACCUGAUAAAAAGAUGCUACGAGAGAAAACUAGUUGCCUUUUGUGUUGUUUCCUUCCUCCCGGGUAUAUAUAUCGGAGGGGAACGUGUGAUUAAUUGGGAUUAAGUAAUCUUUGUUUUCUUUUUUCCUUGUUCUGGCUGAAAGCUGGUGUGACCAGCCCAUCUACCAUGGCCAUGUUGGUAUGAGUGCUUUUCUUAUUUUUAUUUCUUAUUCUUUUGUCUCUUUCCUAUCCUCUUCUUGCUGGCACGCCAAAUCGUCCUGCCGUCGAUGAGAAACGCUUUCUUCUUCUCUCUCUUCCUUCACUCACCCCGCCGGACGAACGAAACUGUUCCGUCCCUUCUAUAUAUUGCUGUUUUCCACGCUUACAAACUCACCACACUCCUCUCGAUUCCUAUAAAUACUUCCACUCGCACGACUUGAGCAGCUAUCUCUUUCCUCUCUGUCUCUCCUCUUUUCACUAUCCACGGGCAAACCAAGCAGACAUUUUUCUUAUUGGCGUUUUAUGGGUGGAUGAAUCUGGGUGGCUUUUUGUUCUUAUUUAUGUUCCUUUUUUCUCUUUCUCUUUCUCAUUUGUGCCAUUUUGGAAAAAAUCAUAUUUUUGUUGAUACUUAUUACUAUUAUUAUCAUCUCAUUGCUUUUAUUUUCAUCAUAAAUCAGAAAUGUAUAUACUUAUGAGGCGGAAAUCUUGUUUCAUUUUUCACAAGCAACCACAACCACUAACUUCCCAAAAUCAUCAUCAUCCACACCUAUCUAUCUAUCUAUCUACCCUCCCUCCUUCCCCCACCCUUAAACACACAUCCAGGUUCGCUUCUUUGUUUAUGAUUAUAUGAGUAUAUAUCAAAUUGGAUUCUUUGAUGUGGCUACAUGCAUGUGGAUGGGGUGGAUUUUCCCUCAACGAACCUACCAUGAGGGCUGUUGCUUUUUUCCGCUGUUCUAGGAAAGCAGGUUGGGCUCGGGGUGGUGGGAUAUCGGGAGUUGCCCGACGAGGACGGCCGGGUUAUAGCGAGAAGACAGAGACGAAAGACGGGGAGAAAAAGCAGGAGAAAAAAAGAAAGAUGAAGGGAAGAAGAGAAUCUACGAUAGAAUUUGCAUGACGAUCUCAAACCUGCUCCACUGCCAAUUCCUGCAUGUCACACGUUUUCCUCCGCCAUUGCCUUUAUCUUGCCUCCUUUCCGUGCUCUUAUUUUUUAUUUUUUAUUUUUUUCGCUUCUUAUUCCCCUUGGAUUCAAUGAGUGAAUCCCCUUCCUAGUUCCUACUUUUCCCAUUCCUCUUCUUGGUCUCUUUAAAUUCAAUGAUUUUCUUUUCUUGUGACUUCUUUUCCUUAGCGGCAAGGUCUCUCUACCUUUUGUUUUAAAAACCAAAACUUUAAUACAUACAAUGAGAUGACAUGAGAAUGAAAUGAGGACUGAAUUUGGCAUCAAAUCUGAACGGCCUUUAGUGAAAGUGGACAAAUUUGAGUGACUUAUUUUCAACUAUAUUAGGAAAGAAUUUUUUAAUUAAUUUUGUUAAGAA